UUAGUGAGCUCCGCUGCAGAACCCGAGCUGUGGUUUUUACAUUUCGGUCAACAGGCGGCAGUAAGGAGCCAUGUCUGUUUUAAACCUGCCUAAAACCCACGAAGAAGACUGUGAAGCCUCGCCAUGGCGGAAACAGAGCAGCAACCAGGAUCUGCUCCUGAGGAUGAAGCACCUCAAGUCACAUACAUGGUGCCCAAGAAAGAAAUCAGCAUGGUCCCUGACAUGGGCAAGUGGAAACGAUCUCAGGCAUAUGCUGAUUACAUGGGCUUCAUUCUGACUCUGAAUGAAGGUGUCAAAGGAAAGAAGCUCACGUGUGAAUAUAAAGUGUCUGAGACAGUGGAAAAGUUACUAGAUCUUUUGGGGACUUUGGACCGAUGGAUAAACGAGACCCCACCAGUUGACCAGCCAUCACGCUUUGGUAAUAAGGCCUACAGAACCUGGUACGCCAAACUAGACCAGGAAGCAGAGGCCUUGGUGUCAGCAGUGAUCCCUGCUGACAAAAGUGCAGCAGUUCCAGAGGUAGCUGUUUAUUUGAAAGAAUCUGUGGGGAACCCAACCAGGAUAGACUAUGGAACAGGUCAUGAAGCUGCUUUUGCUGCGUUCCUCUGCUGCCUCUGUAAGGUUGGAGCUCUCAGGGUAGAUGAUCAGCUUGCUAUUGUUUUUCAGGUUUUUAACAGGUAUCUCUCAGUGAUGAGGAAGCUGCAGAGGACAUACAGGAUGGAGCCAGCUGGAAGCCAAGGUGUGUGGGGACUGGAUGACUUCCAGUUUCUGCCCUUCAUAUGGGGCAGCUCCCAGUUUGUAGAUCACCCAACACUGGAGCCUCGUCACUUCAUCGAUGAGCGGGUGGUGAACGAGUAUCACCAAGACUAUAUGUUUCUGGAGUGCAUCAAGUUCAUUAAUGAGAUGAAGACGGGUCCGUUUGCUGAACACUCCAACCAGCUGUGGAACAUCAGUGCUGUUCCUUCCUGGUCCAAAGUCAACCAGGGCCUGGUCAGAAUGUACAAGGCCGAGUGUCUGGAGAAGUUCCCUGUGAUCCAGCACUUCAAAUUCGGUAGCCUGCUGUCCAUCCAGCCAGUGAACCCAUGAUUCUCAUGGAGGAAUGCCGCCGCCGCACACGACGGAAAGACCAAAAUCCCAACAGUUUGGAACCAACAUUCUUCCCUUUCUCUGGCAUCCUCACGCGCAAAUACAGCAGUAGCAGAAAUCAACCACACGUAGUCUGACACGCAUUUAUUCCCACAUGUGCACGCAUGUGGUCAUGAAAGCUUAUCAUCCACAACAAAGUGCAGAGCAUGUUGUGGUUGUGAUUUCGGAGCAUCCUCUUUUUUUUUUUUUUUUUUUUUUUGGAAGUGUGCUCAUUGACGCUUAAUGCUUGAAUUUACCUCAGAGUUUGGAUCCUUGUGAGCAGUAGGCUCAUUCACAGAGUGAGAUGAUACAAAUAAGACUUUGUGUGACUUAUUGAAAAAUCUUUUGUUAUAAUAUUUUUGUUCAGUUUCAGCUCCGUACUUGGUUUUCCUUCUAAGGCCAAAUGUUUUAAUUUAGUUGCAAAUGUACCCAUAUUUUAAUUGCCCACUUCAUUUUUAUCAGUUCAGUUGUGGUAAACACUGUAAAUUGACAAACCAUACUUGAAUAAAUUCUUGUGGUUG
Toxotes jaculatrix (banded archerfish) is the source of this 1646-nucleotide messenger RNA. RefSeq names its product protein phosphatase 2 phosphatase activator (gene ptpa). The record is from RefSeq and is a predicted model, not a curated record. Gene Ontology annotation, molecular function: protein tyrosine phosphatase activator activity; peptidyl-prolyl cis-trans isomerase activity. The transcript has 10 exons. Lineage: Eukaryota; Metazoa; Chordata; Actinopteri; Toxotidae. The coding region runs from base 124 to 1086 and encodes 320 amino acids. Gene Ontology annotation, cellular component: cytoplasm; protein phosphatase type 2A complex; nucleus. Gene Ontology annotation, biological process: mitotic spindle organization.